Messenger RNA from Brassica oleracea var. oleracea, 2854 nucleotides. RefSeq names its product protein ENHANCED DOWNY MILDEW 2. The record is from RefSeq and is a predicted model, not a curated record. NCBI's taxonomy places the organism in Eukaryota, Viridiplantae, Streptophyta, Magnoliopsida, Brassicales, Brassicaceae. The transcript is spliced from 18 exons. Bases 151 to 2703 code for a protein of 850 amino acids.
GAAAAACACACACCACUCUUUCUCUCUCUCUCUCACAGUCCACCUUUCUUCUUCUCUCUUGGGUUUGGUGAACGCUAAAGGCAUUAGGGUUUAAAGCGGCGAGCAAGCUUCUGUACGGCAUCUCCAGCACAACCAGGAUCGCGAUAUCUCAUGGAUUCGUCUGACGAAGAGGGAGAGAUUCUACCUGACUACGUUGAUGAAUACUCUUUCGUCGAUCAAAGCGACAUACCUGUCAAGUUUUCUAUUCUUCCGGCCAAAUGGGACGACGACGAAGAGGAAGAGGAAGAUCCCAGACUGCCUGUGUAUCUGCGUGGCGGCACUGAUUGUGGAAACGAGUCUGUUUGUAAGCUAGCUAAAGCUUGGAGGUUUGAUCUGUGUGAUGAACGUCUCAAGGUCCAAGUGUUUCUACAUGGGAUGCGCUGGAUAACUCUACACAAACCAGCAAAGAGUUAUGAAGCUUUAGUUAGGACGACUCUGGUAACGCUUCAGUGUCUUCACUUUGUUAAAAGGAAUCCUGAGGCAUCAAGCGACCGUGUGUGGAGAAGUUUGGACAAAGUGGAUGGGAUCCAACCUUCAGAGCAUGACUUAUCAGAUCAUGUUUCUCUGGUGUGUCGAGCUAUAAAGAUGGAUCAGGAUUUAACAAAAUCAAAGUGUCUACGCAAGUUUCUGGAGAAGACUUUCCAAACAACACCUACCGAAGUGGAACUUCCAACGCAACAUCAAGAAGAUGCUCAGCUACCACAGGAACAGAAUUUCACUGCUGAUAAUAUGUUAGACGAGGAAAGCAGCAGUGAUGAUGAUUCUGAGAUGAACUUGCAGUUUGAUACAGUCUGCUCUAUCUGUGACAAUGGUGGUUAUAUUCUGUGUUGUGAAGGAAGCUGCUUGAGAGCUUUCCAUCCGACCAUAGCUGAUGGGGCUGACACAUCGUGCGAGUCACUAGGAUUCCCUGAUGGGACUCAAAUUCAUUCACUUAGGGAGUAUCUCUGUAACAACUGUCUACACAAACAGCACCAGUGCUAUGCUUGCGGCCAAUUGGGAUCUUCUGAUGAAAACUCCUCUCAAGAGGUCUUCCCUUGUUCUGCCUCAAAUUGCGGUCAUUUCUAUCAUCCAAUAUGUGUUGCAAAGCUUCUCCACGAUGGUGAUCAAAUCAAAACAGAAGAACUUCAAGCCAAGAUUUCUGCUAGAGAUCCUUUUUUCUGUCCUCUACACAUAUGCAAAGUCUGUAAGACAAGUGAAAACAAAAAUCUAUAUGCGUGCCACUUUGCUGUAUGCAGACGCUGUCCAACUGCUUACCACAGAAAAUGUUUACCUAGGGAGAUUACUUCUGAACUCAACUGUGACGAGGAAACACCUCAGAGAACCUGGGAGAAACUGCUUCCAUACAAUCGCAUUCUGAUAUACUGUUUGAACCAUGAGAUAGUAGGUAAUCUUGGUACUCCAGCUAGAGACCACUUAGUUUUUCCUGAUGUAUCUGGCCCAAGAAGAACACUAAGUCACGGUCUUGAGCCUGUCAAAGAGGAUGUUCCGAGUGUGGUGACGGGUUUUAAGCAUCAUGAAGGUAUCAAUAGAUCUAGGAAACCAAGGAUGAAUUUUAAGGUCAAUGACUAUCUUAAUAAACGGAGGAUGGAGAGCAUUGAGAAAAGGUUGUCUAAACAAGAAGUUCCUUCCGACUUUGCCGAUCCUAACGAUGUAGACGACGAGGAUGUUGAAUCGAGGGUGUUAUCAAUAAUUGACGAAGUGGACUCAUCGUUUAGUUUUGAGGAGUUUGUUAAGUCUCGUGGGGAAACCCAUGCACAAUGCUACCAGUCAAGAAAUGAUGUCGGCAAGAACAUCACAACAGGAUUGGUUGAAACUCAUGUCAAUGCCGCUCGAGCUGCGUUAAAGAUGUUUGAAGCAGGGCGGAACGAAGAUGCCAGAGCUAUAUUUGAUCCCGAUCUUCUAGUCCAACUCAUGAAGCAUAAGACGAAGCUUGAAAUUUAUCUUUCUCCUUUUCUCCACGGAAUGCGGUACACAUCCUUUGGUCGUCACUUCACAAAGCUAGAGAAGCUUGAAGAGAUAGUAGAGAGGCUCCACUCUUACGUGCAAAAUGGAGAUACAAUAGUGGACUUCUGUUGUGGCUCUAACGACUUAAGUUGUUUGAUGAAAGCAAAGCUUGAGAAAACGGGAAAAACUUGCUUCUUCAAGAACUUCGAUCUCAUUCUACCUAAGAACACUUUCAACUUUGAGAAGAGAGAUUGGUUGACUGUGAAGAAAGAAGAGUUACCUGACGGCUCUCGACUGAUAAUGGGAUUGAACCCGCCUUUCGGUUUCAAAUCCAGUCUUGCUAACACUUUCAUCCAGAAGGCCCUUGAGUUUAAACCGAAGAUUCUGAUCCUCAUCGUACCAAGUGAGACAAAAAGGGUCGAUGCGAUAGCUGAGUAUGAUUUGAUUUGGGAUGACACCAAUCUACUUUCAGGAAAGUCUUUCUACUUGCCCGGGUCCAUAGAUGUGAACAACAAAACGAUCGAGCAGUGGAACAAUAUACCGCCACCUCUGUACCUUUGGAGCCGAAGGGACUGGACUUGGAACCACAAGGCUAUAGCGCUUCAACAGGGUCACAUAACACAUAUGUAUCACUCGACUUACACAGUGGGUCUCCAUCACGCAGAGCCUCCUCCGGAUGAUGGUAUUGUACAAGAGAUGGAGAUAUCUCCUCUUGAUUAACUUAUCAGUGUGCAAGAGGAAUUCAAAACAUCACCCCAUAUCCAAAGCUUAUGAAGUUACUAUGAGAGUACUAUUCCACGUGGAUUCAUAUGAUAUAGUAUUAAGGAACCUUAAGAGACAACGGUUUGGUUUAGUAUUAUCACCUUUUUUU